AUGGCUUCAACAACACAUCGACGGCAUCAUCAUCAUCAUCAUGAUCAUCGACGCAGAAAGGAUAGUUCGUCAUCUGAAGAAAUAGAUUCGAUGAAACUCGACUCUAUUCCAUCAAGAGCAAGUGCGCAUCAGUCAGUCGUUAUUUCACUUCCAUCAGCAGAACGAGAGCGUAAAACCGUUGACGAAUCGUCUUUACUCAAAAUUAUCAAGAAAAAACGACGAAAAGAAUGGGCAAAAAUUGUUGCUCCGGUCGAUGGAAAUAGCAUUAAAAAAACGAAAGAAUCUAUCACAGCUAAAUUUACAAAACUAUUUCCAACAAUCCCAUCACCGAUUCAAUUUUUGCUAAACUCCAUUGAAAAUCGUCAUGGUUUUACCAUUCGCUCCUAUUUUCAAUUCAUCGUCUGGUUAUUCUACUUGAAUAUGUUCACAUUUCUUCUUUCGUUCUCAUGUAUCAUAAUGCCUACUUAUAUAUAUCCGAAUUCGAUUGACUACUCUUCAUAUGCAAUGGAUCAGUAUUACCAAACUACGGGUAGUUCGAAAGAUAAUACAUCCGACGGCAUUUGUACACUAUCCGAUCCUCGAUGUGCACUCUUAGAUAAACCCAUUUCUGACAAUUAUUCUGACAUAUCGGGAACGUGUAUUAACAACACAUUCACAGCGAGUAGUUGUUGUUCAUCGCUUACCCAUUCAUAUUUUGUGAAUACGUCGCGCGAUGCUGAAAAUGUUUGGACGGAGUUUCUUGUUGAUCUCAUCGAUGGAACUGGAGUUUUGUCUGUCAAUCGAUUAUUUAUCGGUUACUAUCAGAACUUAACCAAAACAGCAAAGAAUGAUUCUUAUGUGCAAACAUAUAACAUGGGUUUAGCUGUCUUCCUUACCACUUUUGCUUGUCUUUUAAUCACAGGAAUUAUCAUUGUUCGAAAAUUUGGUAAUGGAAUGAGACGAAGUUAUGUUCAAAGUGAAUCCUUUGAAAACAAUCUGUUCCAAUACAUAUUUGCUCGAUGGGAUUACCGAUCUGUGGAUGGAAUUAUUGCACAUCGACACGCAAAUCGUUUUCGUACAGAAAUACGGAAUAUUUUCUUCGAGCGAAGUGAGAAAGUCAAUUUCAAAUUUGAUAAUGCAAAAGAUCAAAUUAUCUUUCAACUAAAACGUGUCUGUGUAUGGCUUAUGACUAUUGUUAUCUUUGGUGGAGCAGUUACGAUUCUAUAUUUCACGAAUCGAUUCACUUUUCAAAGAAGAGCAGAGAAAGAAUCGAAGGGUGGUGAACUUCGAUCAGGUCGUUUCGAAGAUAUGCUUGUAGAAUAUUUACCUUCGAUUGUUGUAUCAGUGAUUAAUUUGACAUCGCAAUUAAUCUUCUAUUUUAUGAAAGAUUUUAAACUCUAUACACAAACAACGGCUGUUCGACAUUACUUAAUCAGAGUCAUUAUCAUGCGAUUACUUUUGUUAUUUACGUUUGUUUUCAUUGUCAUUUUACAAAUAACAUGUAAUAGUCAUCAGUGUGGAAGACAAUCGGAGCUGAUCAGUUGUGUGGAAAUUCAAGGAAAAGCAACUUUUAUACAUUGUUGGGAAACUCUCAUUGGGCAAGUUAUUUACCGUCUGGUUCUCACUGAUACAGCUGUGAUGCUAAUCAUCCAUCUUAUUGUCGAUCCCAUACGACAUCUUAUAAGACGUUGUUGUUUUGCAGAAAGGGUUGUUGAAGAAGAUGGAAUUACAAUGAAAGUUCAUGCACCGCCAUCGACCUGGUUUCUUUUUCAACCAUUGGAAUUCGAAGUUGGAGAUUAUGUUUUGGACUUAACCUACACACAAACAUUAUGCUGGCAUGGAUUACUUUUCUGUCCAUUUCUACCGUUGAUUGCAGCAGUGAAGAAUAUCAUUAUCUUUGCUGUCAAAUCACUAAGCUUAGCCGUAUUUCGAAGAAGAUCUCCGUUGGAAUUAAGUCCUGCUCGAGCACGAUUCAUCUUCACAAGUGUACUACUGUUUUCUUUCGUUUGGGCACUUUUACCCAUCGCAUUUUUUGCGACAUCACUUCGACCAUCACGUGGCUGUGGUCCAUUUCGUUUAUACAGUCAUGAACCUGAUUUUUAUAUUUACUAUUCUGUUCGCAAUCUAUUUACCCAAGUGCAAAAUCGAAUUCUUGUUAAACUUCUAUUCAAAUUGACAAGUGCAGUUGUGAUCGUUCCGUUGGUAUUAAUAUUAAUUUUACUCUCUUGCAUAUUAUUCAUUCGACGUAACAGUUAUCGAGCAGCAUCCGUGGAACUUUAUAAACUACUUUAUUCUUCUCGCAAAACGCAUCAAUUAGCUGUAAAAACUGCACCAAUGGUGUCAGCACAUUUUUAA
This is a messenger RNA of Adineta ricciae, 2334 nucleotides long. The record is from the annotation of a GenBank genome assembly. Lineage: Eukaryota; Metazoa; Rotifera; Eurotatoria; Adinetida; Adinetidae.